Molecule: messenger RNA, 1709 nt
Organism: Metopolophium dirhodum (rose-grain aphid)
Lineage: Eukaryota; Metazoa; Arthropoda; Insecta; Hemiptera; Aphididae
Product: tumor protein D52
Exons: 7
Coding region: 311-1381 (356 amino acids)
Cellular component (GO): cytoplasm
Source: RefSeq, a predicted model, not a curated record
UAACAAAAAUGUGAAUAACACUCUGGCCCGAGCGGAGACGACCGAACCGGUCUCCUCCGUGACGGCUUACAGUGCGCAGCCGGUGACGUACACCGAAUGUUUCGUAUCUUGGCGUUUCCCGCGUGUCUCCCUUUCGCCGUCAUCGUCUUGUCCGACCGGACUACUUAUUCUUGAGCGCGCGACCGCGUUCGCUGUUCCAUUUCGCGUACGGAAAAUGCAACGCUCCGACCAUAGUCUCCGCCACUGUUGGACGUAACGCCACGACCAGCCACCACACCACGGGACACAGUUGGCCCGUCCUUCCGGCGGGAUGGCCCGCGACGUUAUCGUGCACGACGUGGAUCUGCCGUCGCUGGAGUACGACGACGAAGAGACCGCUUACAUGUCCACAGAGACGCCUAGUUUCGACGCGGACGACGCUACGCUGGGCAGCACGUUCGUCAUCGUCGACGAGGACGUAUCCGAUCCGGACGACGACGAUGGAGUCGGCGAAGAGGACGACGUCUCUCCGCUGGUGGCCCGGACGGCAUCGACCUCGGUCACCGAUUCGCGGUCGUCGUCCUCAGCCACUGGCAAGGUCAAGUUCAUGGACAAGAUCCGAGAACACAAAAGCUACCAGAAGCUGGCGAGGAUCGUAAAAAAAAAAGGUGAAGAACCCCCAGUAAUCAUGUCACCAGAUUCAGGAAUUAACGAAUUGCAAGGCCUUAGCCUCGAAGAACAGGAAAAGCAGAAAGAAGAAUGGCAACAAGAGCUGAACAAGGUGGAAGAAGAAAUCAAGACAUUACGCGAAGUGCUGGGUUCCAAGGUGAAAGCAUCUCAAGAGCUUAGACGUAAGCUCGGUUAUACUGUUUGGCAAGAGAUUAGUGAAGAUGUGUCACAGAGUUUACGAAAUGUUAAAGAGUCAAAUGUUUAUCAAAAUGUAGAGGACAAAUUUACCCAAUUUGGAAAAGCUGUUGUUGACGCACCAAUAUUCAACUUUUCUUUACCAGAAUCGGGCGACAUGCGCACCCCAACCAGGAACAUGGUUCUAAAACACUGUUACCAAAAUGUAGAAGGCAAGGUUAAGCAGUUUGGAUCAGCGGUCACCGAAACGCCUAUUUAUCAAAAAACUGAAUCUGUAGUAAAAACAACUGCAGAGAAAGCUACAACAAUAUUUGGAGGAUUUGGUAGUGGUCUCACAACCAAACUUGGCCAAAUUAAGAACUCCGAAUCAUUCCGUUCUUUUGAAGAAAAAGUGGGUUCAGCUUUGGAAAAUGUUAAGACAAAAGUUGCAUCUCGAUCCAACUCUAUGCAGAACUUUGAUGAGAUAUUGGAGGAAGAAACUCGUUUGGCAAAUGAAGAAAAACGUUCUCGAGAAGAGCGUGAGGCAGCAACAAAAUAAAUUUUUGCUAUCAUAAAUCAUCUCUCUUGUACUUUGACAUUUAUCAUAAUCGUGCAAUCUUGGUCACUUAAGUACAGAAUUUACCUUAACUUAGGCACUACAAAUUCAAUUUCUCACAAUUAUUUUUCUCCUGAAUUUAGUGUUGAAUGAAAUGUAUUUUAUUAUUAUAUAAAACAUUUUUUUCCAUAAUGUUAAUCUUUGAUUUGUAAUUUUUAAUAGUUAUUAAUCUUAUUUAUAUAAAUAUAAUAUAUAUAUAUUUUUUUUUUGUAAAAAUAAACUUAUGAGCGCUUUAAUUCUGAAAUAAUAAUUAAAUUUGUGCCUAUACAAC